AGAUUAUGAAAGCAAAAUAUUCGAUUACCAAAAGGCUGCUAAUAGAGAUAAUAUCAAUAUAUUAAAUGUUGACAAAAGUAAAGAAAAGGAUAUGAUGGUUAGUAUAGUAAAAACUAAUAAAACACAUGAAAUAAAUGAUAGAGAACCUGAAUACUCACCUGAUCUAAAUAAUAAAAUGGCCCAAAAGAGUAGAGUUACUGGCAAACUUGAUAAUGAAGUUGGUGAAGAUGAAAUGAUGAUAUUGAUGGAGGCUCUGUUAGAUGUUGUUACAAAAAUGAUACAUUGA
This is a messenger RNA of Racocetra fulgida, 286 nucleotides long. The record is from the annotation of a GenBank genome assembly. NCBI's taxonomy places the organism in Eukaryota, Fungi, Glomeromycota, Glomeromycetes, Diversisporales, Gigasporaceae.